CAUGUUGCUGAGGGGCAGCCCCCGGCGGUUUCUGGAGCACCAUCUUCUCUUCGUGGAGAACGCAGAGCAGCAGUACCCGGCUCGGGAGUCACUCCCGAAUCCAUUCAUGACUGAGGAACCCUCCGUCCCUGCCGAGCCAGACCUGCCUUCCUCCAACCUCACCAACGCGACGGACUGCGGCGAGGAGAUCCUGCUCUAUGGGGACACCGAGAAGAUCGUCAUCGGAGCGGUGCUCUCCAUCAUCAUCCUCAUGACCAUCGCAGGCAACGGUCUGGUCAUCAUCUCUGUCUGCAUCGUCAAGAAGCUCCGGCAGCCGUCCAACUACCUGGUGGUGUCCCUCGCUGCCGCUGACCUUUCAGUGGCCUUCGCUGUCAUGCCCUUCGUGACCAUCACGGACCUGGUGGGGGGAGAGUGGCUCUUUGGGAAGGUGUUUUGCAAUGUGUUCAUUGCCAUGGAUGUCAUGUGCUGCACCGCCUCCAUCAUGACACUGUGCAUCAUCAGCGUGGACAGGUAUCUGGGGAUCACUCGGCCGCUGACGUAUCCCGUGAGACAAAACGGGAAGCUGAUGGCCAAGAUGGUCUUCAUCGUUUGGCUCCUGUCUGCCUCCAUCACGCUUCCUCCUCUUUUUGGCUGGGCUAAGAACGUCACCGUGGAAAGAGUCUGUCUGAUCAGCCAGGACUUCGGGUACACGGUCUAUUCCACGGGGGUCGCCUUCUACAUCCCCAUGGCGGUCAUGCUCGUCAUGUACAGCCGGAUCUACAAAGCUGCCAAGGUGAGCGCUGAGAAGCACCGCUUCAUGAACUUCUCCAAGCACUACGAAGAGGAGGGUGUCUACUGCCUGGAGGCCUCCAGCCGUGGCCAUCCCAGCUCCAAGCGCACCAAGGCGGUGGAGGAAUGUGCCACGCUCUCCAAACUGCUCCGGCAAGACCGGAAGAAUAUUUCCAUCUUCAAACGGGAACAAAAAGCAGCCAGGACCCUCGGUAUAAUCGUGGGGGCUUUUACAUUUUGUUGGUUUCCGUUCUUCCUUAUGUCAACGGCCAGGCCUUUUAUCUGUGGUAUACACUGCAGCUGCCUGCCCCUGAGGCUGGAGAGGACUCUGCUCUGGUUGGGAUACACCAACUCCCUCAUCAACCCCUUAAUUUAUGCUUUCUUUAACCGAGACUUGAGGACUACUUUCUGGAACCUCCUGAGGUGCAGGUACAGGAAUAUCAACAGGAGACUCUCUGCCGCCAGCAUGCAUGAGGCCCUGAAAGCCACAGAGAGACACGAAUGCAUCCUGUAGAGCUGUGUCCUCCAACUCAGUGCCUGA
Messenger RNA from Gallus gallus (chicken), 1309 nucleotides. RefSeq names its product 5-hydroxytryptamine receptor 7 like (gene HTR7L). Lineage: Eukaryota; Metazoa; Chordata; Aves; Galliformes; Phasianidae. Gene Ontology annotation, molecular function: G protein-coupled serotonin receptor activity. Gene Ontology annotation, cellular component: membrane. The record is from RefSeq and is marked provisional. Gene Ontology annotation, biological process: vasoconstriction; smooth muscle contraction; adenylate cyclase-activating adrenergic receptor signaling pathway.